Onychostoma macrolepis is the source of this 4014-nucleotide messenger RNA. RefSeq names its product transmembrane protein 110, like (gene tmem110l). Gene Ontology annotation, cellular component: membrane. NCBI's taxonomy places the organism in Eukaryota, Metazoa, Chordata, Actinopteri, Cypriniformes, Cyprinidae. The transcript has 8 exons. Bases 307 to 1146 code for a protein of 279 amino acids. The record is from RefSeq and is a predicted model, not a curated record.
GAUAUCGGCAGCAGGAGGUGACGUCAGCAAGCCGCUUUCCCUCUCGUUGACUCAAUAACAAGAAAGAAAGUGACCUGAGAGAAAUGCUUUGUCUUGUGCCACAUCGCUCAGUUUCGACACGACUUCAACAGCGCCGGUGUAAAUUAGUAGUGUAGCCAAUGCGACCUCGGUUCUUCGGUCUGCUGUACAGAUGUCUUUGUCUUCUCGCCAGUGAAGUUUAACGGGAAAUCUGUUUAAGUCGUUUGCGCGAGGAUUUCUGUUCCGAAAAGGAUCUUAUGACUCUUCUUUUGAUUAUUACACGUAAACAUGUUCGUUUUUUGGAGGAGCAGCGGUAAUAUGAGUGAGUUGGUGGGUCCGGAGUAUCAGGGUUGCGUGGACGGAUCUCUGAUGGACGGGUUCAGUGUUUUUAUUCAGGGUUUGUUGGCGGUUCUGGCUUUCAGCACUUUAAUGUUGAAAAGGUUUCGUGAACCCGUCGGAAUAAGAAGACCAUGGAGGAUCUGGUUCUUUGAUACGUCAAAGCAGGCCAUUGGGGCUCUUUUCAUGCAUUUUGCCAACAUUUUCUUGUCCACACUCACCAAUGAAGAUCCCUGUUCUCUAUAUCUGUUGAACUUCCUGUUGGAUGCCACGUUGGGAAUGCUGGUGAUCUGGGUCGGGGUGAAGGUUGUUUCCAAGAUCGUGGAACAUAAACAGCUAACACUGCUGAUGUUUGGAGAAUAUGGUGAUCCUCCUCGGAUAGCGGCCUGGUUGGCUCAGUGCUCAGUGUAUUUACUCCUUGUUGCCCUGGAGAAAACUGUGGUCACUCUGGUGCUGCUCAUUCCCGGGUGGACCAAUCUGGAGGAGGUGGUGCUGGACUACAUCCCAAACCCACAGCUGGAGUUGGCUAUCGUCAUGCUGAUUGUGCCUUUCAUUGUAAACUCUAUAAUGUUCUGGGUGGUGGACAGUUUAACAAUGCGGAAAUAUAAGAAAAGUACAUCUCUGGAGGGCUCACGUGACUGUCCUAAGCAAGUAGAGGUGUUGCCAAAUGACAGCAAUGACGAAGCUGAGGUGCUGCUAAAGGAAGAUGAAGAUGAUGCUACAGUGUGUUCUGAACAGGAAGAACACGUCUCAACAGAAGAAGUGUUAAUACGAGUCUGUAUGGAAGUUUAAAACAAACGUAUGCUUGUCAGAAUUUUAUUUGUUCCUAAACCUAGUGAGCUGCCUUGAUGUUUACUUCAUACAUAGGCAGAUACCUUCCAAAUUGAAAUGGAAACUCGUAUGUGACUCUCUAGUUAGACUUAAACUUAGCGCAACUCAGAACUUUUCACGUUAAGUACACACUGAAGAUGGGACUCAGUUGAUACCAAUAGAGUUUGGCGUUAGCAUGUUGCUAAGCUAACAACACAAUACCAUAGACAGUAAAAACAUCUAAGUAUGGCUGCUGUCAUCUUGCGAAAAUGACGUAAUUUGGAGACAGAGUCUGCGCAGUAGUGAUCAAGAAGUGGAGAAAGUCCCACCCGAUAUCAAAGUCCCACCCAAACUCCCGCAGACCUAAUCGCACUUUUGUAGCAUCAAAUAAUUAACUGAAAGCAAACUUAUUUAAAAAAAAAAACACUUGAACAUACAUUAAGAGUGAUAAGAACUACCCAAAAAGAUGGAAACCAUCUUUGGGAAAAAAUAAUUUUAUUAUCUAUUUUAUUAAAUGUAUUAAUUCGAUAAGUUAGUUCUGCUCACAUCCCAUUCGUUUACAUGGAGAGGGCGGGGUUUAUGACCUAUUCUGCAGCCAGCCUCCAGAUGGCGAUCAAGAUGUUUUGGCUUCACUUUUUCAGGUCAUGUGCGGCACGCUUGCACAAUACUCAAUACUUCACACAGUACUAAGUAUGUAAAAUUGCCAGUGUUUAGUUAGAUUGAUAGAUACUUUUUAGCAUUAAAUGAAAUAUGUUUAUCAUCAACAUUUCGUUUAUGAAAUUUCUAUGGUAGUAUCGAUUGGAACAGCCUUCUUGUUGUGCCAAUGAUGCUUUAAAUAGAGCUUUUCAUGGGAGUACACUUGGGAGAGUAGAUUUACAACUGAUUCCAAUUGAGGGGUGUUUACACAACAUAAUUUCAACUAAAAACGGAAAACUUUUUAUGCAUUUUGGCCGUUAAUUUAUACGAUAAUGGUCUGAAAACCCAAACUUUUGAAAACGGGUUUAAAAAAGUGCACGUUUUUGAAAACCGUUAUCGUCUCCGUGCAAACUACAAAAACGCAAAUUUGUGAAAACGGUGAUGUCGUACGUAUUAUAGGUUAACAGUGUUUCUACAACAAAGUGACAUUGCCAACUACUGGCCUGGCAUACAUAAUACUGCGUUUUUAGUUGUUUUUGCGGAUCCGUGUGAACGGGGAUCAUUUUGACAACGUUGUCAUCUGUACACGAAAAACGCAAAAGCUAACAACACAAUAGGUAAACAAAUUCCUUUGUCAACAUUUCUCUCAGAUCAUCCGCCAUCUUAAAAUAGAAUUUAAAAAAGUAAGUAAAUAAAAUUCAUCGCAGUGAUUUCUGGAAUUGCCUUGUAUGCUGCCAAGUAUUUUAGUAUUCAGUUAUGUUUUGGCUAACAUUAAGAUACGUUCCCAGAACAUUCUGAUAGCAGUUGUUAGAGGGACAAUGCUGUCUAGGUAGGCAGCUCUCUUGAUUCUCAGCUGGGAAGUUUUAACAUUUUAAGCAGACACAUGCAGUUUGACAUGCUAUACUUCAUGUAAAACGGCAUUUUGCUGAUACUCUUAUAAUUGUUAUGCACGCAGCUUAUAUUAAAUGUGAGCUCAUUUUAAUUGAGAUACUACAUGGAAUAUUUGUGCUUUUAAAAAUUCAUAUCAGGCUUUUAGAAUUAGUGAAUCAAAAUUGUGAUAUAAAAUGGUCCCCAUUUGACAAGUUACAGCAUCUAAGUUAUAUAUUUUACUUUAUGCAUUUAUAUAAACGGUAACACUUUACAAUAAGGUUCAUUAGUUAACAUUAGUUAACAACAUUGGUAAACAUUGUCUCUGUACAUUGGUAAACAUGUCUACAACAUUUAUUAAUCUUAGUUAAUGUUAAUUUCAGCAUUUACUAAUGCAUUAUUAAAAUCACAAGUUGUGUUUGUUAACAUUAGAUAAUGCACUGUGAACUAACAUGAACAAACAAUGAACAACUGUAUUUUCAUUAACUAACAUUAAAAAAGAUGAAUAAAUAGUGUAAUAAACGCAUUGUUCAUUGUUUGUUCAUGUUAGUUAAUACAUUAACUAAUGUUAAUAAAUGACACCUUAUUGUAAAGUGUUACCAUAUAAACUUCAACCUAUAUAUAACCUAAGAGCAACAGUUUUCUGAAAUACUUUAUAUUACAUUGUAGGAUGUUUGUAUAUAUGUUUGUAUGUUAAUGUAUAAGCAGACAAGAUAAUUAUGAGCAUACGAGUUAUUAAAGGGAAACAUUAUCCUCCUUCCACAUCCUUUAGAGUUCAUACUUCUAAGAAGUUAAUUAAAAGAAGAGAAAUGGAGAGAGAUGAGAGAGGAGGCCUAGUGUUUUUCCUGAUUACAGACAUUCAGACUUUUAAUUUGUAGUCUAAACAAGUCAUGUCACUACCUGCGAUGAACACCUCACUGUAAAUACACUACGACCAUGUUUCCAGCUCUGAUGCAUGCGAGAAUAUUUCAUAUCUGAAAGAUGCGCUCAAGAAACAAGUUUUAUGUAAGACGAUUUGUAAAUAUUCAGUAUUAAGUGAAAGACCAGAUUAUCUUCGUUUAAAUAUUGUAGUGUUGUUUUUUAUGAUUGUUUUUGUAUUUUUACACAUCAUGCACUAGUUCUGAAUUACAAUUUCAUAUAACUGAUGUAUAAAAUGCACAACAUGAUGUAAAGUAACUGUAAACUUUGUAAUUUCAGCUGUUAAAUUAUAUUGAUUUCUUCAAAAUUGUAGCAAUGUCAACAUGCACAUGCAAUUUCUUCAACAUGAGGAAACAUCUUGUUGUAAAAUGUUGACUUAAUGCCUUAUUUGUAUGAAAACUAAUAAAACUACGGUUUGAGUGACUUAAA